AAUUGGAUCUUGUGUCGGUUAGGUAUCAGUUUGUCAAUUCCGGUAAUAAAAUUUAACCAAGCCCAAUUAUUUCUUGGUCGUUCAAUUUUACAGUUUAAAGUUAAAGUUUUUCUGUUUCAUUGAAGCGUAAUGAAUGAAUAAUAAUUUUUAAAUAUUCUGACAACGAGUUGAAAAAUAACACUCGACUAGAACUAUAACUUGUGAUUUGAGUUUUUAUAAAUGUUUUUACUAAUUAACAAAAUCAAGAUUUUAUUAAUUUUAGCUUUUUUUAGUUUUAAAUAAUAGAAACAUGCUUUGAAGAUGGGACAAACUGGAAGCAGUGUUAAUCAAACGCCCCGCAACUCUGGCAACAAUGGCGGUACAAACAACUUGCCACCUGUGUUGUUCCAUCAAGUCCAUGGUGACAACAUCCGUAUCUCACGGGAUGGUGUGGUGGCUCGCAGAGCAGAGAGCUUCUGUAAAGGAGUCACUUUCACCAAUCGUCCUAUCAAGAUAUCAGAGAAGGUAUAUGUAAAGUUCCUAGAUGUAUCCAACAACUGGAGUGGAGUCAUCAGAUUUGGUUUUACAUGUAAUGACCCCAGCAAUUUACGUCACGCUCUUCCUAAAUAUGCUUGUCCAGACCUAACAAACAAGGCUGGCUACUGGGCCAAAGCUCUGGCCGAGAGGUUCUGUGAACGGGACACCGUGCUGUUCUACUAUGUCACCCACGCAGGUGAUGUUCACUUCGGCAUCAAUGGUGAGGAAAAGGGCAUCUUCUUCAGUGGCGUUGAGACGAGAGGGCAGCUCUGGGCGAUGAUUGAUGUCUACGGCAACUCCACUGCCAUUGAGUUGCUAGACGCGAGACACCAGCUGAACAACUCACGCCGGAGCUUGCCGGUCAGUAGUGGAGAUGUGAGUCCAGAUGUGGACAGGCUGAUUAUGCCGUCGAUGGCCGCUCUCAGUAUCCAGUCCAGUCCCCGGAUAGAAGAUGUGUCCGAACAGGUGCCACCGCCACCCAGGUUCCAGCAGCCAGGUGCACACUUCAGUCCUCUGCCAUUCCACCGCACGAGGGGCCGGAAUGUGAGACUCAGCAAUGACCGCUGUAUUGCCAGUAGGAUAGACACAGAGUUCUGUCAAGGAUAUGUUUUUACUGCCAGACCUGUCCAACUGGGAGAACGAAUUGUCAUCCAGAUUCUUGCGACUGAGCCGAUGUACCUUGGAGCACUGGCCUUAGGACUAACCAGCUGUGACCCCUCAACCCUCCAGUCUUGUGAUCUCCCGGACGAUAGUGAUCUGCUUCUGGACCGACCCGAGUACUGGGUGGUCAGCAAGGAUGUAGCCAACUGCCCACAGCGUGGCGAUGAACUGGCUUUCUGCAUCACCCAUGCAGGUGAGGUACAGAUGAGCAAGAAUGGAGGACCUCCAUCAGUGCUAAUGCAUGUGGACCAGUCUCUGACUCUCUGGGCAUUCUUGGAUGUGUACGGUUCAACACAAAAGAUCAGGGUCCUUGGCAGCUCCAUCAUUGAACCUCCUCGUCCAGUGUGCAGCUCCCCUGCGCCUGUGGUACCGUCCAGCAGCAGAGCACUUAGGGUCAGUCUGCCUGAGCCUGGUCGGUGUGCGGAGGUGGUUCAGCUAGGUAAUGGUGUAGGCGGUGGCACUGUGCUGGUGGUCAAUCUUCCUCCACCCAGCACCCCCGCUCCUACUCCUGCUCUGGCCCCUGCCCCUACGUCGUCUGCCACUCUACUCUCCACGUACAGCCACACUUAUAUCGAGCCGGUGAGCCAGUCAUACUCAACCUUGGACUCACCAGGAAUGCGAGAGUGGGCAGAGACGAGUGUCUCAGCACCAGCAGGCAGCGAAUGUUCUAUAUGCUACGAGCGAACCAUCGACUCUGUGCUCUACAUGUGCGGACAUAUGUGCAUGUGUUACGACUGCGCGGUACAACAGUGGCGUGGAAAGGGAGGUGGUCAUUGCCCACUGUGUCGUGCCGUCAUACGUGAUGUCAUCCGCACAUACAAGUCCUGAUAACGCUGCCGGUCACGCCGCGCAGUGCAGUGCUCACUACCAAAGAGAUCACCUUGGUCAAUGUUCCAACAGACAACUGUACCGUACUGUAUGUAGCAUUUACUUGUGUAACCGUUCGAACUGAAUGCAUUUAUAGUGAUAAUAUAUCUAGUUAAUGUAAACGCUAGUAUAUGGGCCUGAUCAAAGACUGGACUAAACAUAGUGGAAAUAGAUAUAUGUGGCUUCGAGGCCUGUCCUCUUUAAUGCUCUCUGUUAUGUUAUUUUAUUUACUACCUCUGGCCUAAUAGUCAUAUAUGUGGACUAAGUGUAUUUUUAUUUGUUCAUAGAGCAAUAAUGUAGAAUUUGACAGUAUAAGUUCAGAAAUUCUAAGAUAUUUUUCAGUACAUCACUUGACUUCAAUUAUGAUUUUUCAAAUUUAAACCAUGUUAAAGUGUAAUAUCUGACUUCGUUAAGCAUUUUUUAAAUUGUCAUUUGCUCUAUACGUCCAAUGUAAAGUAACUUUUUACUGUACCUAAAACCAUAACAAAUCAUCAAUCAGAAUCUAAGAAUAAUUAAUUGGCUUAAUUUAGAUUUCAUUUUUUUACAUAUCAGGUUGUAUGAUGUAUUCCCUCUGUAAUAUAAAGAUUAGUUGUAUAACUUUUGUAGAUUGUAUUUUUUCAUGUUUAUCAUUAGUUAGUUAUAUUAAAUUACUAUAAAAUUUCAGAUUCAAAUAACAUAGCGAAUGUGUAAAAUACAUAACAUUAAUUUGUUAAAAUGCUUUCAAUGCAGUUUUGUUACAGAGAAAGUCUAGUUUUCCUAACAUAAUUGCACUGAAACCAAAAAAUCGUUUUUGUUUGCUUCCAAGCAAUGGUAUGCCAAUAAAAGACAGUUCAUUCCACACAGUCAUUUACAAUUGUUUGUUUCAGUUUAAGUAGCUUGUCAAUUAUUGUAAGUAAAUGUAUUUAUUGUAAAAUUGUCUUAUAGAUUGUAUAAGCUUCGUCUUGAAAAAUGUAAAUUUAUAUACAGUACUUCCAGUUUAUUGUAAAGCUCUAAUUUAUUCGUAUAGUGAAUUUCUAGUCAUGGAUAUUUGUUUAGAUGUUUAUUUAUAAUUUCACUAUAGAUGAUGUUAUAUUGAAGUAAAUACCAAAUGGAAAAAUCUAAGAAAAGUAAUUAAAUGUUGAAUGGCGGGACUAAGUAUGCUUACGAGUAGAGAAUUUAAUUCCAAAAGAUCGAUGGUAGUAGUUUUUAUCAGUCGAUUCUCAAACCAACUCUAAACUUGACUAAAAUGUAGUUGUUCCAAGUUGGUCAACUUUUAUAAAGGAGCAGGCACUAACUAAGUUGGCUUAGAGAAUGAUGUUCCUUGCUGUCACUUGCGAUACUUGUUACUGUUUCUGUCCUUUUGUACAUAUCCCUUCUUGUUACAGAAGUGCAAUACUGCGUCCUCUUUGUUAUGUUCCGCAUUAGCCAGAUAAGCUUUUAGGAUAUUAUGUUAAAAGGGUUUCAUUUAUAAAUCUGAUGUUAAGUAUUGUAAUUUUUUGUAUGUCUGCAGCUAAGAAAAUUUGUUACUGAUUUAAUACACAUCAUUAUAUAAAAA
Molecule: messenger RNA, 3577 nt
Organism: Homalodisca vitripennis (glassy-winged sharpshooter)
Lineage: Eukaryota; Metazoa; Arthropoda; Insecta; Hemiptera; Cicadellidae
Gene: neur
Product: protein neuralized
Exons: 8
Coding region: 301-2004 (567 amino acids)
Molecular function (GO): ubiquitin protein ligase activity
Source: RefSeq, a predicted model, not a curated record